CACGAAUACUCUUUUUGUGCUCACGUGCCACAACAAGUCUGCCACUGGUAGGGUUCAUGCUGCUGAACCAAUCCCCACGCAGCUUGCCAUCUACGAGAACCCGCUUCCAUUUCACUCACCCUGCCACGUCUCUUCCCUUCUCGACAACUAGGAAAAUUCUCUGUAUAGGUACAAGACUCGUUUCCACGGAUAGAAGAACGACACUUGGACGCGUCACCCGUUCACUCUACCCCGCAUCUCGCCUUCCAAUCACCAGAAUUCCCUUCGCGGGCAUAGCCUCUUCUGCAUCUGCCACAAUGCAAGACUGGAUACGCGUCAACCCCGACGUGGUUCCCCCCUACUCGGUGUUCUCCAAACCGCUUCAACGAUCGGAGCAGGAUGACCGAGAAUAUCGUCUCAUCCGACUCGAAAACGGGCUGCAAGCGAUGUUGGUGCACGACUCCAAGGCGGACAAGGCCGCUGCGAGUCUGGACGUCGCCGUGGGCCAUCUCCGCGAUCCCGAUGACAUGCCCGGUUUGGCCCAUUUUUGCGAGCAUCUGUUAUUCAUGGGUACCGAAGAGUUUCCGCGCGAGAAUGAAUAUGGGGAUUACCUGGCGAAAAACAACGGUGGCUCCAAUGCGUACACGUCGACGUCCAACACGAACUAUCACUUCAACGUCGCAGCUCCCGGGCUCGAGGGCGCGCUUGCGCGUUUCUCGGGGUUCUUCCACUCUCCACUGUUCGCUCCGUCCUGUACGUCUCGCGAGCUCAACGCGGUGAACUCCGAGCACAAGAAGAACCACCAAGCCGAUAUGUGGCGUAUCUUCCAGCUAGGCAAGCACCUAAGCGCGCAGGGACACCCGUGGCGCAAGUUUGGCAGCGGUCAUCGGGAUAGUUUGUCCGCCGCCGCCAAGGAGUUGAAAGCCAAGGGCAAGCUGGACAAUCCCUCUCUGUUGAAUGGCAACGGACACCAUCUCAAAGCGCCAUCCCCGAUUCCCUCUCGGCUUUCGUCUCCGGCACCUUCGGUGUCAUCCGUGGACAGCACGGACACCGAGGCCGAUGGUGGUUCGAUCGGACGGGAGAUCAGGAGGAGGCUCAUUGAAUGGUGGUCGCAAGAAUACUGUGCCAGCAGGAUGCGCCUGUGUAUUGUGGGAAAUGAAUCAUUGGAUCAGCUGUCCUCCUAUGCUUCCAAGUACUUCUCCCCCAUUCUCAACCGUAAUGUGGAUCCGCUCCCGAUGAUCACCCAGUCGCCUUUCGAUCGGCUUGGGACGCUGGUCUCUGUGAAAACGAUCAUGACUUUCCACGCCUUGGAGAUCGCCUUUCCCCUUGAAUGGCAGCCACCGUUCUGGCGACACAAGCCGAUCCACUUCAUCUCGCACUUCGUAGGCCAUGAGGGACCUGGCUCGAUCCAUUCGUAUCUGAAGCAGAAGGGAUGGAUCACAGCAUUGAGCACCUCACCGCAAGACAUGGCCCGAGGGAUCUCUAUGUUCAAAAUCACUGCCUAUCUCACGCAGGAGGGUUUCGAAAAUCACGAGAGUGUGUCCUUGGCCAUAUUCAAGUAUCUGAGCCUACUCCGGGCCUCGCAGUUCGAUGCGUUCCACCAGUCCGAGCAGGUGACACUCGCGCGAACCCGUUUCCGCUUCAAGGAAAAGGGCAGCCCCGAGAACUAUGCGACCUGGGUGGCCGAGAGCAUGACCCGGCCUGUACCAACCGAGCUCAUCUUGUCCUCCUCGUCCUUGCUGUGGGACUGGGAUGGGGACAGUCUGCCAGGAGGUGGAGGGGAGUCCAAGGUCCGGGAAUAUCUAGAGCUCUGCAGACCCGAAAAUGCCAGGAUAACUCUCAUGGCCAACACUAAGGAUCAGCUGUCGCUCUUCCCGAACGCUGUGUGGCAAAAAGAGCCGUGGUAUGGGACGGAGUAUCACGUAGAGAAGUUCGGCGCGAGUUAUUUGGCUGAUGCCAAUGCUCCGAAUGACAUCAAGGAAUUGCACCUGCCGGGUCCGAACGUUUUCAUUCCCACUAAUGUUGAGGUCGAGAAACGGGAUGUCAAGGAACCGCUCAUGCGACCCCAUCUGAUCAGAGAAACGCCUCUCUCGGUCCUCUGGCACAAGAAAGAUGACCGGUUCUGGGUUCCCAAGGGCCAUGCCGUCAUCGAUCUGCGCAGCCCAUAUGGCAAUGUUUCCCCGCGCGCUGCCAUAUUGACACGGCUGUAUUCGGAUAUCGUCACCGACUCGCUGACUGAGUAUGCUUACGACGCCAGUCUGGGUAUGCUUUCUUACGCGUUCCUGCAACAUUCGAACGGGUUGUAUGUUACCAUCAACGGCUUUAACGACAAGAUGUCCGUCCUUAUCGAGCAAGUGCUCGACAAGAUCAAGAACAUCGUGGUAGACCCGUCGAGACUCGAAAUCAUGAAGGAGCAGGCCAAACGGGAUCUGAAUAACUUCUUCCUCGGGCAAUCCUACACCUUAUCGGAUUACUACGCUCGGUCUCUGCUGUCGGAGGUGCACUGGACGCUUGACAAACUUCUUGAAGAGUUGCCCUCCGUUUCGGCGGAAGACUUGCAGCAACACAUCAAGCUCAUGCUAUCCGAAGUCAAUCUGCGCAUCGUCGUCACAGGGAACCUAUACAAAGACGAAGCGAUCAAGAUUGCUGAAAUGGCUGAGGAGGGACUGGGAGUUUGCAAGCUGCCCCCAACUGAUUUGAAUGACCGCGCGCUUAUCUUGCCUCGUGGAAGCAACCAGACCUGGACCUCGACGAUCCCCAACCCGAACCAGGCAAACUCGGCACUAACGUACUAUCUCCACUUUGGACCCAUCGUAGACCAGAGGAUGCGAGUGACAUCAUCGGUGCUGACCCAGAUCCUACAUGAGCCUGCGUUCGAUAUCCUGCGGACGAAGGAGCAGCUGGGCUACAUCGUGAGCUGUUCCGGCUGGAUGCUCAGCGGAAACAGCGAGAAGGGGAUGCGCAUCAUCGUACAGAGCGAGAAGAACCCGGGAUACCUCGAAAACCGCGUCGAGGCGUUCCUGGAUGGGAUGAAGGCGACGCUGGAGGCCAUGACUCCCGAGGUGUUUGACGAGCACAAGGAGAGCGUGCGGAGGCGGUGGACGGAGGCGGAGAAGAACCUCAAGGACGAGAUGGCUCGUUUGGCGAUUCACGCGACGACAGGACACGUCGAUUUCCUGCGAAACGAGAAAGACGCGCAGUUCAUCAGCAACGUCACCAAGGACGACGUCCUGGCGAUGUUCCUGCGCGAUGUGCAUCCGGCUUCGCCAUCGCGCGCCAAGUUGUCCAUUCACAUGCGCUCCCAGAAACCGCGCAAACCACGCGUCAGCCCCGCCGCUGCCCAGGCCGUGGCGGACCUGAUCAUCGGGCGCGGUUUCGUCGACCAGAUCCCCGAGUCGAUCGCUGCUCUCGAGGACAACCCGCUCGUGGCCGAUUACGGACAGGCGUGGGGUGUCGUGCUGGCGGGCAAGGAGGGCGUCGGCAAGCUGCUCGAGGAGGUGCAGCGCAUCCUUGCGCAGCACCCGGUGCCGGGAGAGGGCGAGGACCUUCCACGGGCCGGGGUCACGUAUAUCUCGGACGUAGAGGCAUUCAAGCAUGGGCUGACGGUCUCCGUCGAUCCAGGCCCAAUGGUCCAGUGGGGCGAUCUACCCGUAUCCAAAUUUUGAUUGUGUAGCCGUAGACUGUGGUUUGUAUGUACAUGGGUUUCCGAUACUACUCUACGCAGUAUAAAUUUACAGUAAUCUCAGUCUGGUGGUGUGCUCGCAAGUGCCCCAGGGCCCAGACUCGACCGGAAGAGUCCUAACCCUAUAUUAAU
This is a messenger RNA of Mycena citricolor, 3793 nucleotides long. The record is from the annotation of a GenBank genome assembly. Lineage: Eukaryota; Fungi; Basidiomycota; Agaricomycetes; Agaricales; Mycenaceae.